AAUACCUUGGGACAAUGUUGGCUACAAAUAAAGUAAACAAAAUAUGCCAAAUAUGUGGUGACAAUAAAGGAGUUGCCACUCGAGUGUCCAUCGGAAGGCAAAUGUCAUAUAAAUUCAGUGACGAGAAAGAAUUCAUACGAAAUGAUGAGGAAAAUAGGAUACGAAAACAAUUAAUCCGAGAAAAUAAACUCAAACAAAAUGAAUGCAAUAAAAGCCACAAUUCUGUGGACACUUCCAGUGAUAACAAAAAUAGUGAACUAGUUUUACACAAAGACUUUUUACACGAUAUAAUUGCCAACACAUUGGAGUUGAGUGAUGAAGAACUGACGGAUCAGAUCUCAGAGGUUGAGAACUUUUUACACGAUAUAAUUGCCAACACAUUGGAGUUGAGUGAUGAAGACCUGACGGAUCAGAUCUCAGAGAUUGAGAGUUAUGUCACAAAUUGUACAGAAAUACAGAAAUCUAGUCAUGAAAAUGAGUUAUCAUUGGAUAGACUAAUGGAGAAAUCGCACACAUUUGUCAUCAAACCUGUAUUCCGUGAACUCACUGAUUAUAAAGGUUUAAAUCAACUUGAAUUCAGCCGGAUAUCCGAGUUGUUAAGCGCCACCACUAUAUUGAAGUCAUCCACGACUAAGAAUAUUCUUGAAAGAUUUGAGAAACAGAUCUCAGAUUUUAUAAAUUUCACACAAAUGUUGAAUUCAUUCACAACCAUCUGUUCCGACGAUCAGUUUUCGCUCAUCAAGAAUGGCGCCAUUGAAAUGAUCUUGCUCAGAUUUUUCACAUAUUUCAAUGAAAGCAAUUAUAGUUUUACUGUUCACUUGGCUGGAACAGCAACUGUCGCGAGUGAAGUCCAUAAAGUGAAUGAAAUCGAGGAUAUGAAACCAUAUAUCCAUUCCUGUGGACCACUAUAUAAAGAGAUCUAUGACUUA
Molecule: messenger RNA, 929 nt
Organism: Oppiella nova
Lineage: Eukaryota; Metazoa; Arthropoda; Arachnida; Sarcoptiformes; Oppiidae
Source: the annotation of a GenBank genome assembly